Molecule: messenger RNA, 2058 nt
Organism: Owenia fusiformis
Lineage: Eukaryota; Metazoa; Annelida; Polychaeta; Sabellida; Oweniidae
Source: the annotation of a GenBank genome assembly
UUGUCAGUGCUUCAGCCUACCACAGAAUAUUCAAAUGUUAACAUAUUAUACAAGUAUAAUAAUACAUUAUCCAAAUACUGUACAGAACAACUCAAAUAUUGUAAGGCCAGAUCAAUAUUAUAGAAUCAGGGAUAAAACUCUAGAGGCUGAAAUAGGUUUGUUCACAAGAUGAAGUUAAAGACAGUUGUGUUCUUUUUAGGACUGGAACUAGGUGUGAUGACCCUACUAUUUCUCAUAUACCAUCAGAUAACUCCAUGUAUGAGCAAAAAGGAUGAUCGGGCAAACAGUGUUCUUGACAAUACACUGAAGAAGAAAACUUGGAAACAAAGUCAAACAGAUAUUGAUAAAUUUAAACUUUUUCAGAAUGACAAAAAUGAAGCACCAAAUGAAAGCUCUAACUCUAGAAUGAUAUAUGAUAACAUUAUAGAGCAGGGGAAAGGCAAUACCACUGAACAUAAGUUUGAACAAACAUACAAGCAACAACAACACAGUGGAAAUAAACAAGGAUAUAUGUCCAUGAAGGAACACUACAUUCACAAUUUCAGCCUGCAUGGCAUUCAUUUGGCAAAAAUGAGUACCAUUAACUUUACAGUAUCAACAGCAUUUUUGCAUUCAUUUUCGAUGGAGCUUUCAUACAUGCUUCAAAGAUCAGACCCGGAACGAGUCAUGCAUCCAUUUUUCAUGUCACCUGCCAUUUUGGAAAAUGAAGAUGGAACAUAUACCCUUGUAGCUCGUUGCAGAAAUGUUCAGAGAGAGACAUUAAAAAAUAAGCCACCCACCAAUGUUAUGGUCACUAUGAUGUACUCAGCCAUAUUAAAACCCAUAAACACGGGUUCAAUUCUAGGUAUGAUCACAUCAGAAAGUGAGAGGAAUGGACCCAGGGACCCACGAAUAUUUAGAAUAAGAGAGCAACCAUUUAUUUUAUUUGACAUGCAGAAUUGGAGAGAGGAUUCAUUUCACAUGUAUAUGCUGUCAUUUCAUACAGGGGAACUUCACCGGCUUCAGAUAUACGAAGAAAAUGGAACUCUGAUUCAAAUGAGAAAAGCAGAGCGUAACUGGAGUCCACUUGUCGACAACAAGAACAACAGACUGUAUUUAAUAUAUGGAUUUGAUCCAUUUGUAAUCCUGCAGUGUAAUCAGCAUGAUGGCAAAUGCAAAAUUGUUCAAAAACAAAAUGAGAAUUUUGAGCCACAAAAAUAUCCAUCAAGCCUGAGAGGUGGGACCCCAUUUAUAAUAUACAAAUGGCCAUAUUAUGUAAGCACCGCACAUUCUACUGUAUUUUGUGGAGGGAUGGGAAGACGCAUGUAUGGAAUUCACAUCGUAGUUAUCAGUAUCAUUCCAAAGUUUAGAAUUGUAUACAUAAGUGCAAAUAUAGAAUUCCAUCCAGAUAUACUGAAAAAACAACCAUUAUUCCCUGCAGCAAUAUCUUCGUUUAUUUUCCCGACAACUUUGUUGUUACGAGAUGAAGACAUGGCAGACAUUGGGGGACAUCUCAAUGACAUUGAAGCUUUACUGCUUCGAGUGAAGGGAUUUAGAACAGUCAUAGAUGAGGUUAUACAAAUUGAUGAGACAGUCCCUGAGAUGGAGAGAACAACAUAUGAGCAGGGGUUCAUUCAGAAAACAAUUUUGGAUAUUCGGACAAGUGACUGCCGGAUUGCUUAUCAUAACCUGAAGAAAGGCAAUGUUAAUAUUUGUAAAGAUUGCUUCUUCUAAUAAAUCUUCUAAUUAAAAAAAUAAAUCAUUAUCGAUAAGAAAAGUAUAAUAUUUGUUGACACAGUACUAGACACUUGCAAACUUUAAAUAGAGAGAUGAUAUUAAUAUUCACCCUGUCUCUUGUUCGUAUAAGGGAUUCUCUUUGUGUACCAAGCUCAUCAAUUAUUUCAGUUCCUAUUUGAUCUGUUUCUGCCGCAAUACGGUGGGAUCUACCUAUACUCUGACUUGUCCUAUUCAAUGAUUCUGUUCCCUGCAGUAAACGGGCUCUUUGAGCAGCAGUCAUAUCCUAAAAGUAAAAUAUGAGUCAAUAAGGGUAAACUCUUUCAGCAACAGUGAUAUCCUACA